Closterium sp. Yama58-4 is the source of this 729-nucleotide messenger RNA. NCBI's taxonomy places the organism in Eukaryota, Viridiplantae, Streptophyta, Zygnematophyceae, Desmidiales, Closteriaceae. The record is from the annotation of a GenBank genome assembly.
AUGGCGAAGGCGUCGCGGGUGCUGCUCUGCCUGGUCGCAGCCUCCGUUCUCCUCGCACUGCUGCCCUGUUCGGUGCACUCCGCCGACUCCGCCAACGUCUCUGCGGAAGAAGCGGCGGCAGCAGCGGCGGCGGAAUCUGCGAGGGCGACAGCGGAGGCGGUGGCGAAAGCGGCGGAGAGCGCGGCCGCCAAGGACGAGGCCGCGGAGAAGGCCGCGGAGGAGGCGGCGACGGCGCGCGAGGGGGAUAAGGGCGCGGAGGAGGAGGCGCAAAGCCCGAUCCCUCCGGCAAUAGCGCAGGCGGAGAAGGCGGCGUCCGACAUUGUACCCGACGGUGCGUGCAAGAAGGAGAUAGCGGAUUUCUGCGGCGAUUUGACGGUGGGCAAUCGGACAGUGGAGAGAUGCCUGACGGGGCAGGUGCAGCUGCUCAAAUCCAAGGGCGGUCAAGGGACGGGCAGCAUAUCGCCCGGGUGUCUGCAGGAGGUAUACCAGUUCAAGAUAGAGCUGUACAAGAACAUCUCCCUCAACAACGACAUGGGUCAGUUGCUCUCACACUCACCGCCUCAUCAUGCCACCCGCCUCCACACACCGCACCCCACCACACACCGCACCCCACCACACACCGCACCCCACCACACACCGCACCCCACCACACUCCACAUGCCACGUUGGACUGUUUUCCACCACGCUGUCCCUCACGUCUCUCACUGCCAUCGUUUCUCUCCCCCUUAG